Molecule: messenger RNA, 1752 nt
Organism: Musca vetustissima
Lineage: Eukaryota; Metazoa; Arthropoda; Insecta; Diptera; Muscidae
Gene: Pak3
Product: serine/threonine-protein kinase PAK 2
Exons: 1
Coding region: 7-1713 (568 amino acids)
Biological process (GO): protein phosphorylation; regulation of axonogenesis; intracellular signal transduction
Cellular component (GO): cytoplasm
Molecular function (GO): ATP binding; protein serine/threonine kinase activity
Source: RefSeq, a predicted model, not a curated record
AGCAAAAUGUCAGGUUUUCAAGGUAUUAAAGGUUGGUUCCGCAAAAAGGAACCCAUUUCAGAAAUUGGUAAUCCCACCAAUUUUCAACGACACUUUCAUGUGUCGCGCAACGAAGAGACUGGCGUGUUGGAAGGCCUACCCGCACCCUGGGUUCGGUUAAUGAAUGCCCAAAUUACACGCGAUGAACAAGAUAAAAAUCCCGAUGCUGCCUAUCAGGCGGUAAAAUUCUACAAUUAUUCCAUCAAGAAGAAGGAGAACGAUGUCAUCUUUAAGCCAUUCAUUACGGAGGAGGCCAUACACGAAGAAUCCAAGGAAAUUGAUAAUUAUGUCAACUACAAAAACAAACAUAAAUCACAAGACUUGGACAAGUCAGAGGAUGAACGGAGUAGUGAUGGCAGUGGCACCAUAAGUGGCUCAAGUACUGCCGGCAGCAGCAGCAAUAAUAGUUUUAAUGACCAGCAACACCAAAGUAACAGCUGUCUGUCCGGCCUGAACAAAGUGAUCGAAGAGUUGGAGUCCACGUUGGAACAACGUGAAACAUUGAAACCUGAUGCCAUUACGGGUGAAUUGCCGCCACCACUGCCUGCCAAAAAAACACAAACUUUGCCACCCAAACCUCAGACCAAACCUAAACCCAAGGGCAUAUCGCACAAACAUUCCAAAGGUUUGGCCGAUCUGAGCAAAUUAACCAGCCAAGAUGACAGCCAUCCAGUCAUAAACACAGAUACCAUUAUCAUUAAGCCGGCCACAACUGAUGGCGAAGGUGACGGUGAUGAGACCAUUCUGAGACGUUCCAAGGAUAAGCGUGGCCAAAAAACUGACUCAGAAAUUUAUGAGGAACUCAGAGCGAUAUGUAAUCUGGACGAUCCGCGUGAACGCUAUAAAACUACCCAGGAAGUGGGUAAAGGUGCCUCGGGCAUUGUUUUUAUAGCGGCCGAUAAACAAACCGAAAAUCAAGUGGCUGUCAAGACAAUCGAUCUGAAAAAUCAAUCUUCCAAAGAUCUCAUUUUGACUGAAAUUCGAGUCCUUAAAGAUUUCAAUCAUAAAAAUUUGGUCAAUUUCUUGGAUGCCUAUCUAUUGGAACCUGAGGAUCAUCUCUGGGUCAUUAUGGAGUACAUGGAUGGUGGUCCGCUGACAGAUGUUGUCACCGAGACCGUGAUGAAGGAGCGACAAAUUGCCUGUGUCUGCCGUGAAGUAUUGUAUGCCAUUAGUUUCCUACACUCCAAGGGUAUUAUACAUCGUGAUAUUAAAUCGGAUAAUGUUCUGCUGGGCAUGGAUGGGUCGGUGAAGGUGACCGAUUUUGGUUUUUGUGCCAACAUUGAGGGCGAUGAGAAACGCCAGACCAUGGUUGGUACACCCUAUUGGAUGGCCCCCGAAGUGGUGACACGUAAGAAGUAUGGCAAAAAAGUGGAUAUCUGGUCAAUUGGUAUUAUGGCCAUCGAAAUGAUAGAGGGUCAGCCACCCUACCUGUACGAGACACCAUUGAGAGCCCUCUAUUUGAUUGCGGCCAAUGGUCGGCCCGACAUAAAGAGCUGGGAUAAGCUUAGUCCAAAUUUACAAGAUUUCUUGGAUUGCUGCUUACAGGUGGAGGUGGAUAAACGUGCCACAGCCGACGAAUUGCUGAAACAUCCAUUCCUAGAUGAUUGCAGUGAAUUGAAGGCAUUAGUGCCAAAUAUUAAGGCAGCCAAAAAGGUAUUGCGUAAAGGUACAUAGAAAAGGCCUUGUAUAGGUAUCUUUGUACGUGCCUAAUGA